GAAUUAUUAGUCGACUAAGAAGUCUUCAGUUGUACGAGCUUGGAACACCUGCUCCUAUCUCGAGUCUUAAAUGGUGACAGGCUCAGUGCAAAUUAAUAAGCCAGAGGUGAUAUUAUACGAGUUGAAGCUGCUUUACAACAACUUCGUAGUUUUUCUCACUUCUUUUUUCCCCCGCAAUGCCUCGUAUAGAGCGAGAAAGUAACAAAGUUCGCCUGGUGAUGUUGGGAGCAGCCGGGGUCGGAAAGAGCGCGCUCAUCGAGCGGUUUCUGCACGACCACUUUGAAAGCAAAUACACGCGCACCGUGGAAGAAUUCCACGCGCUCCAGUACGACUCCGCCGACUCGGGAGAGGUGCGCCUCGAGAUUCUGGACACAAGCGGCAGUUAUUCUUUCCCGGCGAUGCGGGAGCUUAGCAUCAAGCAUGCCAACGCGUUCGCGCUUGUGUACGCGGUGGACGACCUCGAGUCGUUUCGAGAAGUUGGACGGCUUCGUGAGGAGAUUCUCAUGCUGAAAAAGAACGCGCUCAUCACCGUCGUCGGCCACAAAGCAGACUUAACCGAAACGGAGGGUCGCGUGCUGUUCGCAGUAGACGUCAUGCCAUUGGUGGAGAAGAUAUGGGGCUCGAGCUUCGUAGAGGCGUCGUCACUCACCGGGAUCAACACGGUCGGUGUGUUCCUUGCUCUGCUACAACACGUCAACUUGCCACAAAGACUGAGUCCCUUCAUCUCCCAACGUAGAGUGAACAUGCAGAGGCAGAACUUGAAAAGAAAACCAGCACUCAAGAAAAACAAAAGUUGUAUUUUGUCAUGAGUAUGGUCAGCUUGUAAGAUUCGUCCUCUAUUGGUUGGAUGGACAUUGCUUCAUUUAAUUGACCUACAUCUUCAUCGGUAAUUGAGUUUACUGCAGAGUUUAAUCAAAACGGCCAUUAACAUGCACUGUGCACCUAAAUAGUGCAACCACAAAGGCAAGCGUAAAGUCUUGUGGAUUGAGAAACAGACCGAGGCGUCGUGCAGGGUGUUCUGGCCUGAAGAGACCAGUUGUGGACAUGAUGAGCAGGACAGGUGCUCUAGGCCUAUUGGUUCCUGUUUGGGGGCCAAGUCCAGUGGCCACAACUUUCCCUCAUUGUUUCGCCAAGGAAAUAACGUAUUACGCAUUAAGUAUUAUUUUCAGCAGCAUAGCCUUUAUACUUACGUGCAAUGCAAAUGGAAGAACUAAGAACAUAUAAUUGCAAUGAUUCUGACCACGCCUCGCCCCCCCCACAAAAUAAAUAUUUUAAAUGGUAUAUUGUGGGACUUGUUAAUGAGUAUUGGUAGGCCUAUAUAUAUGCGUUUAGGUCAGAGCUGUGUAUAUAUUUUGGCCUAUCCUAUAUUAAAAAUAUUAAACAAGGAAAAAAAAUAAAGUAAAUCCCAUUGCGCUUCCCUGCUCUGCUGGUGGUGGAGUUAAAACCUGACGUAGGCCUACAGUUCUCACGUAACACAUGUUUGGUAUAUUUCAAAGUCUUUGCCAUGAUUACUGCACAAACCAAAGCAAAGACAUAUCUUAUUAUAGUAACAUGGAUGAUGAUGUAUACAAUUAAUACUAAGAAUAUGGAUGUCUUAUAUGCAUGAUAAAUCAAAUGUGUAUAUUAAAUGAAGAGUAACAUAUGGAAGUUGAACUUAGUUUAGAGUCUUAUACUAGCCACACAAAACAUGCAGAAAAGUUACACAACAGAUUUUGAAUUAUAAAUAAAAUUGAGGAGAAUACAUUUUUACAAAGUGCUUCAAAAGGUUGGGAAUGCAUUGUUUCCAAUGGGCCAAGCAUUUAGAAAGCAAGUAUGCUGUUAAACCCACCCAUUCCUAAUCAACUGACCCUUACUGAACUGAAUCCAAUGGAAAAAGAUACACUCAAAACUCCUGCAGUGGGAAAAGGAGGAAACCUUGUAAAGAAAGACACAACGAUCGCUCACUCCAGUAUGGGUGGGUGCAGAGAGAAUAUAGAAAUCUGGUGCCAACCCAAAAAUAGAAACAACAAACCAAGGGUCAGAUUGAUACACAUAGAGAGAGCAAGUGAGAGCAUGCAAGAGAGAGUGUGUGUGUGUGUGUGUGUGUGUGUGUGUGUGUGUGUGUGUGUGUGUGUGUGUGUGUGUGUGUGUGUGUGUGUGUGUGUGUGUGUGUGUUUGUGUGUGUGUGUA
Gadus chalcogrammus (walleye pollock) is the source of this 2169-nucleotide messenger RNA. RefSeq names its product RASD family member 3 (gene rasd3). Gene Ontology annotation, molecular function: GTP binding; GTPase activity. The coding region runs from base 177 to 809 and encodes 210 amino acids. The transcript has a single exon. The record is from RefSeq and is a predicted model, not a curated record. Lineage: Eukaryota; Metazoa; Chordata; Actinopteri; Gadiformes; Gadidae.